Messenger RNA from Mesocricetus auratus (golden hamster), 1200 nucleotides. RefSeq names its product programmed cell death 2 like (gene Pdcd2l). Gene Ontology annotation, cellular component: cytoplasm. The transcript has 7 exons. Bases 49 to 1152 code for a protein of 367 amino acids. The record is from RefSeq and is a predicted model, not a curated record. Lineage: Eukaryota; Metazoa; Chordata; Mammalia; Rodentia; Cricetidae.
GGGCCCCGCCCCUGUGGUCCGCGCGGUCACGCGGGGGCCCUGGUGGUCAUGGCAGCCGCCGGGAAGCCGGUGCUCCUGGGCCUUCGCGACGCGGCGGUGGAGGGCCGCCCCCGGGGGCCGGCCGCCUGGACGGCUAGCAAGCUGGGCGGCCUCCCGGACGCCCUCCCCGCCGUCGCCGCCCCGGGGCCGCGCUGCGGCCGCUGCGCGCAGCCGCUGGCGCUCGUCGUGCAGGUGUACUGCCCGCUGGAAGGCUCCCCGUUCCACCGGCUCCUCCACGUGUUCGUCUGCGCCCGCCCGGCCUGCGGAGACCGCGGGACGCGCAGCUGGAAGGUGUUCCGCUCCCAGUGCCUGCAAGUGCCGGAGGCAGAGACUCGCAACGCCCAGAAACAGGGUAGCCGCCUUGCGGCUGAGAACUGGUGUGAGGGCUCGCAGGACUGGGGAAGUGACAGCGAGGAGACACCUCCACCACCACUCACCUCGGAUCCGGGACCCGAUCGUGAUGGUGUCGGAGCUGCAGACUGCACGGCGGCGCAGCUCCAGGCUCUCCACCUGCAGGACAGCACCCUGGCCGUCACUCCCCGCUCCCCUGCAGGGGAAGGGCUGCCGGGGCAUUCUGACGAGCCACAGUUCCAGCCCUACUACAUCUGUGUCGCCGACGAGGAUGACUACAGGAACUCCGCGGGCCUCGAUCAUGCCCACAGCCUUCUGCGGGACUACCAGCAGAGAGAAGGCGUGGACAUGGAGCACCUGCUUUCCCUGUGUUGCUCUGCCGGUGGGGAUGAAGAGUAUGAAAAGACCAGUAUUAAAAGUGGAGAUCAGACGUUUUACAAGUUCAUGAAGAGAAUUGCGGCCUGUCAGGAGCAGAUCCUGAGGUACUCGUGGAGUGGAGAGCCUCUCUUUCUGACCUGUCCCACAUCGGACGUCUCGGAGGUCCCGGCCUGCGGUGGCUGUGGAGGCCAGAGGACCUUUGAGUUCCAGCUUAUGCCAGCACUGGUUAGCAUGCUCAGCAGUGCUGAUGGAGGUCUUACUGUGGAAUUUGGAACGGUUCUUGUUUACACGUGUGAGCAGAGCUGCUGGCCUGUGACGCAGCAGGCUCCCAUGGAAGAAUUCUGUCUUAUACAAGAAGACCCAGAUGAAGGUUUAUUUACGUAGAACACUUCCUCUUAUUUAUACAAAUUAAAACAAGUUUUCACAUUCAAA